AUGCAAGAAGCCCCAGCAGACAGCACCCUUUUCACGAUAACACGGACGGGAAAAGAGUUCCUGAGAUGUCACGUGUUCGUAAGUAUAUAAUAAAAAAAAGGGUCUAAACAUUUACUAUAUCGAAAUUUCAGACCAUACACUCUUCAAAAUUUUUAGUGAACAAGCAAAAAGGUGACAAAGGAUACAAUGAUGAUUUUAUGCCCCACGCUAGUACUAAGACAACAACAUGUUGUUGCGUCUUGAACACACACACAGACGCUAAUCUUACUGACGGAUCUGUUAAUCUGUAUCGCUCACUUGGACAUACAGCAACAAGAGAUUACGAUCUGGCCAUGCUGAUCGUUAUAAGAAGGUGAAUUCUCGAUGAAAUUUUUAUUGAUACUGAUUUCCUUGUAAGUUUAUUAGUUUCAGAGUCAGAAUACUUUCGGAGAAGAAAAGGACUGUUUCGAAAUUCAGUGACAGGUGGUUUUACUCACGUGAUUCAGGCCCAACGCCUUUGCUUAUAGUCUCUGGUAGGUCUACUUAAACAUGCUAUUAAUAGCACUCUUUUAACAGCUGUUUGAAACUGGUCCCCUUUCUAGCAAAAUCCAUACAUUGUGUCUUCAGGAAGCAGACAGAAAUGAUUCAAAGGAAGACACGUAUAAACACAAAUGAAGGAGUUUAUGCACAACAGAUUGCAGUUGGAGUAUUUCAGUGACAAUUCUUUCGGCUAACAACAUUGCAAAGAUUUUUAUAACCAAAAUAAUAAAUCUCGCUGCGCUACUCUCUGAAUCUUUGUGAAAAGCAUUUCAUUAUAGGUCAGGAACUUCCAGGAGCCUUUUAAGACUGUUAAGGACUGUUAAAGACAAUGAUGAUGACCUCAAAGCUGAUAUACUGAAUGAAUUAACCUCUCUGAGUACAAAGGUAAGUUCGAGAUAAGAGAAAAGAUUGUUUUUCCAAGGAGAGGCGAACGAGUUCGUCCAAAAGGUGAACUAAAAAAUACCUAAAACAAUAACCGUCAAUUACGGGAUGCAAGUAGGUUUCUAUAGGAUUUAACUUCAUCGCUUAGAAAACAGUACAUAUCGACUCUCAGUAUGAACGGCUUGCAUGCCUUGUGGAUCAUAAAACAAGUACACUACAAGUGAAAAAGAAAUUAUAUAGUUUAGCCAGUUUGUCUCACUAGAAACACAUUUCCAAGUGCAUGUUAGCAAAAGAAAAUCCCUGGCUUUAGAGAGGAUGUCUGAGAGAUACGUUCAAAAGAAAACCUUUUUUGUUGCAGAAUUGAAGGCUCAAAUCUCUUGUUUUUCAGAAGCAUCAUAUUUACACAGGAAAUACUGGACGCCAUAGCAGCCAUCAUCAAGUCUGUGGUAAUCUUUUAAGGAAUCGAAAUUAAGUACGUGUCAAGCAGAGGUAUGUCAGUCUAAUAUAGAAAACGAUAAGCGACUCCACUUGAAAAUUGAAUGGAAAGGUCUGAUGAAAUCAAGUGUUCAAUGGAAUUCAUGAGCCCGGCCUUAGCUAAACAGGCGCGCGAUGAACAACAAUGGCAAACUUAGAAAACGACAAAAGGUGAACUUAAAGUAUUUGAACAAUUUAGACUGGCAUUUGUUACUUGGUUAAGUGAAAAAUUGUUACAUAAUCCUCCAAAUUAGGGGGAGGGUGGAAGGACGCAGACCUCCUCUUUCAAUUAUAGUCCUUUUUGCAUACUUUUCCAAAUGUUUGCCGCAGAUUCCUCGUUAUAAAUUAACUGCCUGUUUUCUCAGAAAAAGUUUAAAAUAAAACGUUGACCAUCGGUUGCUCUUAAUACCGUAUAAGCUGAAGAGGGAGUUUUCGUGAAAAAUCUUCUCUCUCUCUCUUUUUUAAAAUUUACCUAGCUGUAGACAAACGCUACCAAAAGCAGCAAAAUUUUUAAUUUUUUUCACUUUUAAAAAGGUUUAUACAGCUGUUUAGUAAUUUCGAUUUUUCAAAGCAUUCAAAUAAUUAGAACAAGGAAAAAACAAGUUGCAGUUGAUUCCGCUAUUCAUAGAAAGAUAAGCUGCGGCGUGAAUUUUUUCGAAGACAGUUUAAGUAAGCCUUUCGUCAAAAGGAUAAAAAAUAGAAGUUGAAAGCCUCGGCAAGUUACUAAAGUCUCCUUUUUCUUUUUUAUUUCUAAUUUUUGCACAAUUAGCUCAGAGCAUUCUACGCCGCUGCACGAAUUUUCAAGAAUCAAUUAGGAAAAAAAUACAAUUCGCCCUAAAAUGCGCCCAAAAUUAUACUUGUCUGUCGCUGAUUACUAUUCAUGAGGUCAUGACUGUUUAAAACCAUCUCUUGACUUGAGGAGACGCAGUUUUAUACCUGUUCAUUUUAAACGCAGAAUUUUCAAUGAUAUCUCGGUAUGAGCGUCAAGGGCUGCGGAGAGGGGCAGUGGUGGAUGGGCGUAUGCCUGCCCCGCGCACCUCGCCCGCCCCUUCUACAACAAAUGAUUUCUCAUCAUUUUUCCAAAAGCGUGUCGUUGCAAAUACAGUUGAAGAGUAGAAUGUAGAAUUUUCCUUCAUAUAUACUAAGGUACAUGCAUUAACAUAGGGAAGGUACAUGCAAUAAUUACUGGUCAUGAACAUAUAUAUAUCUUAGCUUAAUAAACAAGGAGUUUUCUGUACUCUACUCCUUCAGCUGGCUUUAUCGCGUAGGCGUCAAAAUCGUGAAACAGCGUGUCCUUUGGUCCUUCAUGUACGUAUGCAAUUCACUAAAUGUUAUCCGUUCAUCAAGAGCCAUCAUGACUCUUGGUUCAUAUCAUUAAAAUCCCCACCUUUAUUCCCAUUAGGUUUCCUACAGCACAGACUCGGUAUAUUUUUGGGUGAAAAUCGUCAAAAAUCUAAGCCGAAAAAUUCGAUGCCAGGUGGCGAUGAUAUUUUUGGCGUGGCUUUUUUCAUGAACUGGGCUAAUUGUGCCCGAUUUACUAUUUUCCUAUGACUGAUAUCAAUUUGGUCCUGAAAUGCUAAUAACAGCCAUAAGCAGCCGUUAGAUUAGUUUUUUGUUACGGAGCCGAAAGCUAAGAAAAAAGGCGCAGUUUCUUAGCAGGAGUAGAUUACGAGAAUCUGAGGGGGGUCGAGUGAAAAUCCAACCCCCUCCCCCUGAGACUUUCACAGUUUAAUUAUUUUUUGGAUAGCGCAAGUUGCUAGAGGAUUAUCUAAACAACAUAGAAUGUAGGUAGGCGGUAUCAACGCUAGUAAGCCUGUGAACAGGUCCUGCCGCCAUUCUAGAUUUUUACUGCAAAUGCAGAUUUUUUUAAAAAAAAAUGAUAAGCCAACAUUUUGCUGCUUUUGGAAGCGUUUUGUACGUCUUGAGCAUUCAUUCAGGAGGACCUUCGUUGUUUAAAGUGAUUUGCACCAGGAAAGAAAGAUCGACAUUGUUCAAAAAUCUAGGUUGAAAAACUUGAGCAGUUUACCAAGAACUUCUUGUAAAAUCAAACGAAUAAAAAAAUUUUACAACAGGUUUCCUAACUAGCUAAAUGCAAAGAAAGUAAAUAUGCUUAUUCCCAGGCUUUUGCGGGAUUUAAUGACGUCGAAGGGCAAUAGCAAACCGCGGAGAAUUAAAUCAGCGCGCGGCUCUUGAUUCAACUCUCCAUACCGAACCAAAUCAGCUUUACUCGCGCCAGAUCAGACAAUCUAUGCGGAAUUCCUAAUACUGGACUUCAUAUGGGCCUCCGCCGAGGCCUUGCUUGUGUUACUAAUUUUCCUUCUCAGAGUUAUUUCAUUUAGGUCCCAGGGAUCUGAAGACAGUCGUCGCAGCCAUCUUUACCUGUCUGGCAAAAUCGUUUCGCGAUAUAUCAAUCUCAAUCCAGAGGUA
Molecule: messenger RNA, 3801 nt
Organism: Porites lobata
Lineage: Eukaryota; Metazoa; Cnidaria; Anthozoa; Scleractinia; Poritidae
Source: the annotation of a GenBank genome assembly